AUUUUCUGCGGAGAAAAGUCGCGUGUUUCCUUGUCAAAAUCAAUUUGUUUUAGUUGCUGUGAACGUUUCCGUUUAGCCUGAUAAUGUCCGGGAUCCCUCCAGACACAUGGCAGCCACCCACUGUAGCUUUGGACACGACGAUGGGGACAAUAGUGUUGGAGCUCUACUGGAAUCAUGCACCGACAACCUGCAAGAACUUCGCAGAGCUCGCCAGAAGAGGUUACUACAAUGAUACCAAGUUUCACAGGAUAAUCAAAGAUUUCAUGGUGCAAGGUGGAGAUCCUACGGGAACAGGUAGAGGUGGCGCAUCCAUAUAUGGCAAACAGUUUGAAGAUGAGCUGCACCCAGAGCUGAAAUUCACAGGAGCUGGAAUUCUGGCGAUGGCCAAUGCAGGACCAGACACCAACGGAAGUCAAUUCUUCCUCACUCUUGGACCCACUCAGUGGUUAGAUGGAAAGCACACUAUUUUUGGAAGAGUGUACCAGGGGAUGGGAGUGCUGAACCGUGUUGGGAUGGUGGAGACAAACAGUCAAGAUCGCCCCGCUGAUGAUGUCAAAAUUCUCAGAGCCAAUGUACCUAAUUAAAUGUUGUUGUUUUUUUAAAUUGCAUAUAUACUUUUUUUAAUCUAAUAAAACAAAUGUCAAGUA
Cololabis saira (Pacific saury) is the source of this 647-nucleotide messenger RNA. RefSeq names its product peptidylprolyl isomerase (cyclophilin)-like 1 (gene ppil1). Lineage: Eukaryota; Metazoa; Chordata; Actinopteri; Beloniformes; Belonidae. Gene Ontology annotation, cellular component: catalytic step 2 spliceosome. Bases 84 to 584 code for a protein of 166 amino acids. Gene Ontology annotation, molecular function: peptidyl-prolyl cis-trans isomerase activity. The transcript has 4 exons. The record is from RefSeq and is a predicted model, not a curated record. Gene Ontology annotation, biological process: protein peptidyl-prolyl isomerization; protein folding.